AUUGGCUAAGGCAUCUUCGUUAAAGUGUCUAGAGCCAAAAUUAAUAGGGUAUACUAUCAACUAUGCAUAUUUCAAAGAUUUCAGUGGGGGAAGAUGCCCCCACCGCGUGUAAUACAGGUCCGCAUAUGGCGAAGGCUGACUAAUGUGUUGUGAGAAUAGGAUAGACCGCAAGGCAUCUGUUUUAUAUUGCGUGGGAGAGACUCUAGGCUCUCAAAAGCUAGGGCAGUGUCCGUAGUUUACUUGAAAGAUGGGGGAGCUGGUGACUGAAAAACAUGUUCGAUAUAUUUUAGCUGCUGAAAAGAGGAAAGAUGACUUUGAGUCUGUGGUAAUGGAGCACCUGAGAAUGAAUGGGGUAUAUUGGGGACUGACUACACUUGAUCUGCUGGGAAAGCUAGACACUGUGGAUGUCAAUGAGUUUGUUUCAUGGGUCAUGAGUUGUCAACAUGAAUCAGGGGGAUUUAGUGGAAACAUUGGACAUGACCCGCACAUUCUGUAUACGCUAAGUGCUGUUCAGGUUUUGGCUCUCUUCAACAAGCUUGACAUUAUUGAUGUGGAUAAGGUGACAAAAUAUAUUGUUAGCCUGCAAAAUGAAGAUGGAUCCUUUUCCGGGGAUAUUUGGGGCGAAGUUGAUACACGGUUCUCAUAUAUUGCCAUAUCUUGUCUGUCAAUAUUACAUUGUUUGGAUAAAAUUAAUGUGGAGAAGGCCGUGAAGUACAUUUUAAGCUGCAAAAAUAUGGAUGGUGGCUUUGGUUGCACACCGGGUGGGGAAUCUCACGCUGGGCAAAUUUUCUGUUGUGUUGGAGCUCUUGCUAUAACGGGUUCACUGGAUCUUGUUGACAAGGACCUGCUUGGGUGGUGGUUAUGCGAGCGACAAGUCAAAUCUGGAGGUUUAAAUGGCCGUCCUGAGAAACUACCUGAUGUUUGCUACUCAUGGUGGGUUCUUUCUAGCUUGAUCAUGAUUGAUAGGGUUCAUUGGAUUAACAAGGAGAAGCUUAUAAAGUUUAUUUUAAAUUGCCAGGUUGUUUUAGCGGAAUUGCUUUCAUGUGAUUUUGAAUCAGACACGGAAAAUGGAGGAAUUUCAGACAGACCCGAUGAUGCUGUGGAUAUCUUCCAUACAUAUUUUGGGGUGGCUGGACUUUCACUACUUGAAUAUCCAGGAGUGAAACCAAUAGAUCCAGCUUAUGCUUUACCAGUUGACGUUGUAGACCGAAUCUUCUUUAAAUAAAUAAGGGCUCUUAUUUCGACACUUUUUCCCUUUUUUUUCCUUUCUUCUUCUUCUUCUUUUUUUGUGACAUAUUUCCGCAUUCAUGGUAAAGACGAAACCCUGUCACGCUUGAGAGCUAGAUCGGUUUCAUAUUUGCAAACCAUGUAGUUUGAUGAAUCUUACCUUGGACAUAGUAGUACCGUCCAUAUGGAAUCAUGAAACUGUCUUCAUUGUAUACCUAAACUCAAUGUGGGGCCUUAGUUAAUCCUUUCAAAUUCAUCACUUUGUGCGUAGAAAAUACUUUAUAGCAAUUCAUUCUUGAUACAAGUCACUUGUAACGCAUUUUUACAUGCUAAGAAAUAUACUAAAUUGUCAAA
Molecule: messenger RNA, 1581 nt
Organism: Neltuma alba
Lineage: Eukaryota; Viridiplantae; Streptophyta; Magnoliopsida; Fabales; Fabaceae
Product: geranylgeranyl transferase type-2 subunit beta 1-like
Exons: 10
Coding region: 248-1225 (325 amino acids)
Biological process (GO): protein geranylgeranylation
Cellular component (GO): Rab-protein geranylgeranyltransferase complex
Molecular function (GO): Rab geranylgeranyltransferase activity
Source: RefSeq, a predicted model, not a curated record